Molecule: messenger RNA, 2579 nt
Organism: Lepisosteus oculatus (spotted gar)
Lineage: Eukaryota; Metazoa; Chordata; Actinopteri; Semionotiformes; Lepisosteidae
Product: tripartite motif-containing protein 14
Biological process (GO): innate immune response
Molecular function (GO): protein binding; zinc ion binding
Source: RefSeq, a predicted model, not a curated record
UCAUUUCGAUUUUCAGUGUACCAAUACAAGCAUGCGAGGCUAAUAAACUUAAGAGUUGAAUAUAGAAGAGUGCAUUUCUUGACUUAAUUUCUUGACUUCUUGACUAAAGCACGUAUCCAUUCCCAUAGUACUCGGAUCACAUAAAAUUAUUGUACGUGUUUGAAAACUAUUUGUAAGCCUAACAGAGAAAAUUCUGACUCAGGUCGAAUAAGUGUUCGGAUAUUCACUGUAUUCCAUAUAGCUAGCUAUGGUCUCUUGCGCAGUAGAGGGAGUCAAUACCUAACAAAUGUCAGCUGAGGUUCUGCGCAGACAGCUCAUAGUCUUUUAAGACGUUGACAUACACUGCAGAAUGAACUUAUUUCCUGUUCGUCUGACACCCUUAUAACAACAAUAAUAGCAGCAAUUGUGGCAAAGUCAUGUGGCAUUUGGUUUACGAUAUUACGUAUAUUUUUCUUCUUUGUCAAAUAAUGGCACAGUAAUAGGCUAUGCCGAUGCUUUCCAACAUUUAGUGAACAAAUCAGAAUAAUUCAACUUAAAAUAUUCAUCAGGAACUAGGCAGAUUAGACGGUGCUGUGGCGGUAGUGAAACUGUAUGCUUCAGAUUCGAGUGAUCUGGCAUUGUGAUCUGGCACAAAACAUGCUGAAAAUUUCUUACAUGCACAGUCUUCAAUGAGGAGAAGUGCAGCAGGAAAAUGACCCUUGGACAGUGCUGCUGAAAUCAUACUACGAAUAGAGGGCGGUGCUUUGUGUCAGCGUUAGCCUUAGCUCAUUGUGUGCAGCCUAGAAGGAAGUGUCAAGAUGGCAGAGGGAUUCUCCAUCUCAGAGCCCAUCUGUGGAGUUUGCCAGGGGGUUAGCAAAGUGCCUGUCAUGCUUUCCUGUUGGCACCCUUUCUGUCUGGCUUGUAUUGAGCGAGUCUGGUGCCACCACCCUAAUAUUGACCAUGGCUGUCCAGUGUGCUUAAACCUGCCAGUUACUAAUGGCCUCUCGGAGUGCCCUUUGAAGUCACAUGCUCCCUUUUGCGUUUUAUGUGACUUCUGCCUGGGCGAGAAGCUGCCGGCCCUGAAGUCAUGCCUAACCUGCAUGGCUUCUUUCUGUGAGGGUCAUUUACAGCCCCAUUUGGCAGGGGAGGCUUUUCGCAGCCACCGGCUGACAGAACCCAGUGAGGAUCUGAGUGGGAGCUGCUGCCUGGAUCAUGGGAAGCCACUGGAGAUGUUCUGCAAGGAGUGCAAGCUCUGUGUCUGCAACGUCUGCCCGAUACUAGGCUGUCACCAAGGCCACCGCAUCAGUGUAAUUGACCAAGAGGCCCAAGAGAAACGGAAUCUUCUUAGAGUUUGCCUGAACAGGCUGAACUGUAAAAACAAGCAAGAAAACGCCAAUGUAAAUCAGAUCCAAAAGGCUGCUGAUGAUCUCAAGGCUUUGGCCAAGGAUAGCAAGGGUUGGCUAUCACUGCGCUUCACAGAAAUGCGCCUGCUGCUGGAUGAGGAGGAGAAAGUGACCAAGGGCUUUGUGGAGGAGCAGACGCAGGCAGCUUUUCUGGCCUAUGAUGAGCAGGUCGUGGCUUGUCGAGGGCGCAUAGAGGCCACUGACAGCUUUGCACAGACAGUCCAAGACAUCUACAAACAUGAUGACAGCGUGAAGCUCCUAAAGGACUUUGUAGCAGCCGAGAAAGACAUACAGAUUCAACAGCAGCCAGCUGACCAAAUUCACCCAGUUCCCCUGACCUUUGACACUUUGCAUAGCUAUGUCUCUAGUUUCCAAAAAACUUUGCAGACCAUCUUGAAGAAGCCUAUAGAGAAACGGAUCACUAAUGGAAUAUCAAAUGGACCAGAUGCCAGACAAGUGCAGGGAUUAAUGCACAGAACAAAAAGUUUGGGAAACAAGUCCACUUUUCUUAAAUAUGCCCGCUCACCUAUACUGGACCCCGACACCCUGCACCCUCGCCUGCGCCUGUCCGAAAGCAGGGAAACUGUAAGCUGCGGCUGGCUGAAGAAGUCUUACCCCAAUGGGCCACUGCGGUUUGACCGGCUCUGGCAAGUGCUGGGCCGGGAGUCGUUCUUUGCCGGCCGUCACUACUGGGAGGUUGACGUGCAGCGGGCAGGCAAGGGAUGGUGGGUGGGUGCAGUUUACCGCACCAUGAGCCGCAAGGGGGACACGGAGGCUUCGCGCCUCGGUUGGAACCAGGCCUCCUGGUGCUUGAAGCGCUACGACCUGGAGUACUGGGCCUUCCACAACGGAACGCGUACCCCCGUGUUCCUGGAGGAGGACCCUGAGCGGCUAGGCAUCUUUCUGGAUUAUGAAGCCGGCGUUCUCAGCUUUUUUGAUGCCCUGUUAGGCAUGAGGCACCUGUAUACCUUCCAGGCCAGGUUCACAGAGCCAGUGUACCCUGCUUUCCGCUUGUGGGAGGGAGCCAUUUCUUUCUGCAAACUAACAUGAUUUUCUCAACCUCUUGUCCUGUAUCAUUGCUCAUCAGUUUCUGAAACCUAGUCAGAGUUCAGGAAGCUCCUAGGGAAAAACUAAAUAGUUUCAACUUUUUAAUCAUGCUUUCUUUCAAAAUAAAAUCAACACAUUUUAUGAAAAGUA